CCUCGUGGGUGGGCUAAGCAUGUUUGUUCUUUGAUUAGGCCUAUGUAUACACUACGUGCUUAUUCAUCAAACCGGAAUAAUAAUGGCGAGAUCAGGAGCAAGAAGGAACCCUAUAUCAGGAAAACGCCAAGAGACUUCCAAUGGUUUACCAGGGUGGAUAGUGGCUUGGUUGAUAAUAACAGCUAUUAUUCAAACCUGGGAUGCUUCAUAUAUUUUGCUUAGACCACAUACCUCUCCAGGAGGCAAGCUUAAUGCAUUUUGGAGACCAUAUAACCUUUAUCGCGAUAUUGAUCUGAGAUACAAGGACACUGAAGAUUCAUUUGGUAUCGCUCAAAGUUGCCUAAAUCUUGUGGAAGUCUUGCUAGCUCUUAUCGUUUUGUAUUUGGCUGCAACAAAACUGCUGCCAAGUACUCUAUUGAAUAUUAUUUAAGCUAAACAAUAGUCAACUUACAAUACCAAAAGUAACCUAAAU
Molecule: messenger RNA, 472 nt
Organism: Anneissia japonica
Lineage: Eukaryota; Metazoa; Echinodermata; Crinoidea; Comatulida; Comatulidae
Exons: 4
Coding region: 83-430 (115 amino acids)
Source: RefSeq, a predicted model, not a curated record